CUUUUACUAUACAUACUAAAGAUCAAUCCGAUACUCACCAACUGUAUAAAAAGGUUUGUAUUCAGGACUAUAAUCUUUUAGAUUCUGCUGGACCAGCUAAAUUCCUCCUUGGGCCUCUUAGGUCCACAUCUCCCUUUUAUGCUUGAACCGUCGCUCGAAAUCUAUCUUACAGCUUCCUAUAUAGGAUACAAGAACCAGCUUAUGGUAUUGGUGCCUACCUUGAAUUAAUAUCGUGCACCUCUUUUUACUUAUCGUCCAGCCCACGCGUACUAAUUUAUCCAACGUGCAUGGCUGUGAUGAAGACAUGAUGGAACCAUAUUCAUUUGAAAACCCUGAACUAUUUGAAGGCUAUGGAUCAUCUGAAGGCUCUGUACCGAAAGAAAAAGACAUCUUUGAAACCGACCCGGCAACAUGUUGCGACUGUGGAGAAACAGAUAAAUUUGAACAUACGGGCGACCCGGAUGAAGCCAUGUGCAAAAAUUGCGCGCACAUAAUCUGCUCUAAUUGUGAUCAUAAGGGCGGUGGUGGUAGCAGUGGUUUCAGAAGUUCACAUCCUACUCCUACAAUCUUUCACGGGGUGGGUAACCCUCCACAGUCGCCAACAAAUGUUCAGGAAAAGCAUGAUAAGGAAAUACCAGAGCUUGUCAACAUUCCUGUCACCGAAGACUUGUGGGAGGGCAGAGGAGUAAAGAAACACAGCCCUCAAAGGACUCAGCCCAAUUUAAUGUCUAGUCAUGCCGAUGAAGAUUCGAAUCAGCUGGAUCUUGAAUUUUCCGGUGAAUCGUCUUGCAACGACUCGAUUUUCUCGGAGCCUGUUUCCAUUCCCAGUACUCAAACUUCCCAGACCGGAGAAAUGAACACUCUACUCGUACAAGAAUUCGCGGCUCUAUUUCGUCGAGAUGAGCUAAUAAUGCUUGAUAUUCCGAUAGCUAUAUCUAAAGAGGACGUCGGGUUUGAAAAAACGCGAGAUAGGUUUCGAAAACUCCUUAAACGUUACGCUUUGGAUCUCAAGGUAGAGGCUCGCAGUAAGAACCAUCGAGAAGUUGUAAAAUUUGUCAGCUCAUUGUCAUCUAAUAUCACCCGCGAGCUCUUCGCACAAUUUUCUGUGGGCAGCCAAAUUCAAAUCCCUGAUGCCCUUCAAAGGAACCCAGAUCGUCGAGAGAAGGUCAAUGAAUUCCUCCGGAAUCUCCACGGUGAUUUCGAGCCUAUUGAGUCCCACGAUGAUAGCGAUCAAGACUCUUUAGAUGAGGACGACGACGAAGAAGAGCUGUAUGAUGGUUUUCUACCACACCUUGACCAAUUGGGACAAUUCAUUACCGGUAGCAUUGCUUAUAAGGUUUUGCGUCGACGGCUUCAUGAAUUCGUCCAUCCUAGCCUAAGAUCAAGACUUCGACACCUAUUGGAAAUGUGGUCAAGGAACGAUCACAAGUAUCACGCUUAUGUGGCUCCUUAUCGACUUUUAGACCUGGCGGCAGAGCUACAAUACAUCAAUCCCCAUGAAAUCCGAUUCGAAACUGGUGAGAAACCAAAAUACAUGCCUCAGAUUAUCGGCCAUUGUCAAAGCACAAUAGAAAAUUGGACAGGAGAGCAUUGGGACUGGUCUCCAUUGCCUCGUUUCGCGAGACCCCUUAAAGAUGGGGAAGCAAGAAUAUGUUGGGAAUGCACCUGCGGUGAGAAAAGGCAUGUAGAAGUUCCAUUGGUUUUUUUUAAACGCCUACAGUCGAUUAUUCGCAGUCUUCCUCGAACGACACAGCUCCCCCUCACCCAAAUUCAUGGAGGAUCAAGUGGAUUAGCUAGCACAAGCAAUAAUCAAAGCCAAGCAACGCCCCCUCAACAGAAUCAAGGACAUCAGCAGUCAGCUCGUUCACAUUCGACCAAUGCGGCCCAGUCAGGGGCACAGCUCCAAGCCGCCUUGUCCAAUACGAACACCCUAAGUUAUCGCGUCAUUUUAACCGUAAAAAGGGGUAUAGAAUAUAAGAUUGCACAAAUUGGUGUUAUCAAUGGUCUUUGCUGUCAAGAAUUUUUCAGCGCGUUAAAGAAAGAUUAUUUCCGUCUUCGAGGAUUUAUCAGGGCAUGGUUCAGUAUCUGGAGAUACUCUCACUGCGAUUUCUACAGGUGUGAGAAAUUUGAUGACCACCAGUUCGUCCCAAUAAAGAAAAAUGCGUUUCCCGAAGUUAUGAACACGGAUUAUGAAUAUCGACCAAGACCGAUGGACUUAAUUCCGCCUAUAAGCGAGCACGAAUUUGCAACACGCUUUUAUGCAUGUCACAAGUCGCAGUCUCGAUACCAUUGGUAUCACAAGUGCAAAGCACUGGGACUUCACUCUACUGACAUCCUCGAUUUCUUCCCGAAGAAAAUGACAGAAUUGGAGGAGGCAGGAAACAAAAGAGAAGUUUUCUGGGGGAUUUAUGCACGUGAAAUGAUCAGCCUCCGUUGGGUGAUAGCUUAUCAUGUCGUUUGUGCUUUGCCGCCACUUGUCUUUUUUGGCAUCCGGAUUCUUCCUGCCGGAUAUGCAACUGACUUACAGAACCCGUCAGUUCCAUUGACGAUGAUGUUCGGGAUGCUAUCCUUAUUUUGGUCUAUUUACAUAGGCAGUUUGCAAACUUUCAAAACUGCCAGUUAGAACAGUGUAUUCUACACACUGAGCUAGUGGAGCUAGUGGAGUUAAAACUAGUAGAAUUCGGGGAACCUUGGAAGCAGGUGUGCUAAACAGGGUAAGGUCCAUUCCAUAAUUAUUUGAAUAUAAGGCAUUAGCCACUGUAAUACAGUGGCUUGAGUGUUAUAAUUGUAGAAGGUAAAGAUCACAAAAGAGUGUCCUAGCGCGCUGAAUACAGGGGAUCUGAAAAUGGUGUUCCCUCCAGGGCUGUGCCACAUGCGACCCCGUAAAAUGUGCUGCCCUAGGCCCGCGGUCGUUGAAUCUGAUCAUUUUUAAAGGCGUCCUUUUUAAAAAAAAAAAAAAAAAAAAAAAAAAAAAAAAA
This is a messenger RNA of Annulohypoxylon truncatum, 2978 nucleotides long. RefSeq lists its product as uncharacterized. Lineage: Eukaryota; Fungi; Ascomycota; Sordariomycetes; Xylariales; Hypoxylaceae. The record is from RefSeq and is a predicted model, not a curated record. The coding region runs from base 305 to 2623 and encodes 772 amino acids. The transcript is spliced from 6 exons.